This is a messenger RNA of Mycosarcoma maydis (corn smut), 741 nucleotides long. Its product is annotated as ESCRT-III subunit protein DID4. Gene Ontology annotation, biological process: protein transport; endosome transport via multivesicular body sorting pathway; late endosome to vacuole transport. The record is from RefSeq and is a predicted model, not a curated record. Gene Ontology annotation, cellular component: multivesicular body; ESCRT III complex. The transcript has 2 exons. The coding region runs from base 1 to 741 and encodes 246 amino acids. NCBI's taxonomy places the organism in Eukaryota, Fungi, Basidiomycota, Ustilaginomycetes, Ustilaginales.
AUGAACAUUGUCGAGUCUCUUUUUGGCAGGGCCAAAUCGCCAGCAGAGCGUCUCAGACAACAUCAGAGAACGCUGCAGAAAGCGCAAAGGGAGCUCGAUCGCGAGCGCACAAAACUUGAGCAGCAGGAGAAGAAGCUUACCCAAGAUAUCAAGAAGAGCGCUCGAGCUGGUCAAAUGCCCGCAUGCAAGGUAAUGGCGAAGGAUCUGGUCCGCACACGAAGACACAUCCACAAGUUCUAUCAGAUGAAGACACAAUUGCAAGCCGUUUCGCUACGCAUCCAGACACUCCGCAGCAACCAGCAGAUGGCCGAAGCCAUGAAAGGCGCAACAAGGGCGAUGGGCACUAUGAAUCGCAGCAUGAACUUGCCAGCCAUUCAACGUAUCAUGCGUGACUUUGAACGCGAAAGCGCCACCAUGGACAUGAAGGACGAGAUGAUGGGCGAAGCAGUCGACGAAGCCAUGGACGACGAAGACGAAGGCGUUGGAGAGGAGGAGGAAUCGGACAACAUUCUCAAAGAGGUGCUUGACGAGAUCGGCGUUUCGGUGGGCCAGCAGUUGGGCGAGGCGCCUACUGCGGCACUCUCGGCCCCAUUAGCCGCGCCACAGCAACGCAUUGCGAUCGGUGAAGGAGCUAGCGGAGGAGGAGGAUUCGGCGGUGGUGGCGGUGGCGGUGGCGGCGGCGGUGCAUCCAAGGACGAAGAUGCUCUUCAGGCUCGUUUGGACAAUCUAAGGAGGGAUUGA